UUUCUCUUUCUCUCUCUUUCUCUUUUUCUUUCAUAAUAUAGAAAAAUAUAAUAAAAUGUCAGAACCCUACGAUCCAUACAUUCCUAAUAAUUCUCGUGGGGAUGGAGAUGGAAAUAAUAGCAAAACAACUCGAGUGCAACAACAAGUAGAUGAAGUUGUUGGUAUCAUGCAAGAAAAUAUUGACAAAGUCAUGCAAAGAGGUGAGAGAUUAGAUGAUCUUCGGGGCAAAACAGAGGAUUUACAAGCAACUGCAGGCCAUUUUCGCCGUGGAGCUAAUCAAGUACGUAAGAGAAUGUGGUGGAAAGAUUUGAAAUGGAAGAUUAUUAUUGCUGUAACAAUUAUCGUUAUCUUGGCUAUUAUUAUUGGCUCCAUUGUUGGAACACAGACAAGAGGAAAUCAUAGCGAAAGUAGCAGCCCUCAACCAACAGCAAGCAGUGCUUAAUUUUAUAAUUAUUAUUUAUUAAAAAAGAUUAUGUAUAAAUCUAUUAUAAU
Messenger RNA from Cokeromyces recurvatus, 492 nucleotides. Its product is annotated as synaptobrevin-domain-containing protein. The record is from RefSeq and is a predicted model, not a curated record. The transcript is spliced from 5 exons. Gene Ontology annotation, molecular function: syntaxin binding; SNAP receptor activity. Gene Ontology annotation, biological process: vesicle-mediated transport; vesicle fusion. Gene Ontology annotation, cellular component: plasma membrane; SNARE complex. The coding region runs from base 56 to 442 and encodes 128 amino acids. Lineage: Eukaryota; Fungi; Mucoromycota; Mucoromycetes; Mucorales; Mucoraceae.